AUGACUUGUCAUUCUUGUGUGCGGUCCAUCACAAAUGUUGUCGAAUCAUUACCGGAAGUAACAGACUGUGAAGUAAGCCUAGAAAAAGAACAAGCAAAAAUUAGCUUUGACGCGAGCAAAAUUAGCAAAGCCCAAAUUAUCCAAACAAUUGAGGAUUGUGGAUUUCAAGUUCCGUUGACUGAAGAGAGACUGUCUUUCGAAUUGGCUUUGAAUAAUGAUAAGAAUCCCAACGCCGAUUCUAACGACCGUUCAAUUCUUAUCACUUUGCCCGUCAAAGGGAUGACGUGUAUGUCGUGCGUGAAUUCCAUCACUAAUGUCUUGAAGAUGGCUUCAGGUGUCAGAAAUGUUGACGUCAGCUUAAAAGACAAAAAUGCAACGGUGAGAUUUGAUCCGGAAAAAAUUAGCCAACAAGAGAUCAUUAAUGCGAUAGAAGAUUGUGGAUUCCAAGUGCCACAAAUCGACGAGAUUGGAAGUUCAUUGAUUGAGAUUAAUUUACCCAUAAAAGGAAUGACAUGCAAUUCUUGUGUGAACUCCAUUAUGAAUGUAUUGCAACCUAUGCCUGGGAUUCAUAAUGUCCAGAUUAGUCUCGAGGAUGAGUGUGCUUCUAUUGAAUUUAAAGAGCUUUUAAUUUCAAAAAAAGAAAUUAUCGAUACAAUUGAAGAUUGUGGAUUCAAAGUCCCAAUUGAUGACGUAAAUAUCACCAAGAAAAAUAAUCAAAACAAAUCUCCUCUCAUAUCAAGUUCAGAUGUUUUUACAAAUAUAGGAAUUAAAACACCGCCUGCAAAUAAAAAUUCAUUUCCGUUAUCAAUGAUAAAAUCACACACGUUUUCUGAGGAAAGCAUUCUGAUUGGCCAAUUAAAAAUUUUAGGCAUGACUUGUGCGUCAUGUGUCAAUAGCAUCGAACGUUCACUUCGAUCCACACCUGGAAUAGUUUCAGUCAAAGUUAGUCUGUUAGCUGAACGUGCAACUGUAGAAUACGAUGCGAAUGUCAUCGAUGAAGAUGGAAUUGCGCGAUUGGUAAAUUCAAUAGGGUUUGAAGCAUCACCAAUCCGUCAAAGACGCGAGGAUACCCUGGAAUUACAGAUCUUUGGAAUGACCGAUAGUACUAGCGCAGAUAAAAUUGAACAGAAUCUACGUAAAUCUCCUGGAAUUCUAAAUGCUUCGGUGAACUUCGCUGCAGAAAAAGCUAACAUUCAGUAUGAUAAAGAAUUUUUGGGUGUUCGCGAUGUGGUGAAUCUAAUUGAAGAUUUAGGAUACGACGCUUUAUUGAUUGACAGUAGUCGCAAUGCGCAGUUAGAAUCAUUGGCACGAACAAAAGAAAUUGCAGAAUGGCAUGAUGCUUUCUUUCGAUCACUUACAUUUGCAAUGCCCGUGUUUAUCAUCUGUAUGAUUCUGCCAGCAUUUGAAUGGGGCUCAAAAAUGGUCGAUGUUCGAUUAUUACCAGGAAUUUAUAGCGGGGAUUUCCUUUCAUUGAUAUUAACGAUUCCUGUGCAAUUUGGUGUGGGAAAAAGAUUCUAUCUCACUUCAUAUAAGGCAUUAAAACAUGGAACAGCAACAAUGGAUGUAUUAAUAGCAUUGGGGACAACAUCCGCCUUUUUCUUUUCUUGUUUCUCAAUGUUUUAUGCGCUCUGUGAUUUUCCAACACACACAAAACCCUCAACAUUUUUUGACACCUCCACAAUGAUAAUCACAUUCGUCACACUUGGUCGAUAUCUGGAAAAUAUGGCGAAGGGCAAAACUUCAGUCGCACUAUCGAAAUUAAUGUCACUCACACCUUCCACGACUAUAAUUUAUCUUAAAGACUCGAAAUCCGGAGAAAUUCUCGGAGAAAAGAAAAUUCCAACUGAAUUGGUACAAGUUGAUGAUAUCGUAAAAAUUGUUCCUGGAGAUAAAAUUCCUGCCGAUGGAGUUCUAAUAUCUGGACAAUCAACGGUCGAUGAGUCGAUGGUGACUGGUGAGGUUAAACAAGUUAAUAAAAAACCGGGAGAUGCUGUAAUUGGAGGAACUGUUAAUGGAUUAGGAACAUUUCAAAUGCAAGUUACCCGCGCUGGUAAUGAUACUGCAUUAGCUCAAAUUGUGAAAUUGGUCGAGGAAGCUCAAACUUCGAAAGCACCAAUACAAGCAUUUGCUGAUACUGUAGCUGGAUAUUUUGUACCGGUGGUGAUCGCUUUAGCGGUUACCACAUUUUUCGGAUGGAUCUUACUUUCGCAUAUUCUUAAUCCAGUUCCUGAAAUAUUCUAUCAAGAGAGCAGUUACUUUAUGGUCUCCUUAAAACUAUGUAUCUCUGUAAUUGUGGUCGCAUGUCCUUGUGCGUUAGGAUUAAGUACACCGACAGCCGUGAUGGUUGGAACAGGAAUUGGCGCCCAAAACGGUAUUCUAAUCAAAGGUGGAGGUCCAUUAGAGGAAAGCAAUAAAGUCACCAAAGUAAUAUUUGAUAAAACCGGAACACUCACUAAAGGACAAUUGGAAGUGGCAUAUUAUAAAAUGUUUACCGGAAAUUUGGAAUUAACCGAGGAAAAGCUUUUUGCCAUUGUUGGAGCUGCGGAAUCUUCGAGUGAGCAUCCACUCGGUCGAGCUAUUGUACAACAUGCACAAAAUUUAUUAGAUAUUAAACAAUUUGACGCUGAAGUCUCAGAAUUUGAAGCAGUUGCGGGAUUAGGUAUAAAAUGUAACGUACUAUAUAAUGCAUCACGUGCAUCAAAUUUGAUAAAUCAGUCGACGAGAUUUACAUCAAAUACUGCAACGUCGUAUAAUGUACUUAUUGGUAAUGCUAGUUUCCUUUCUGAUCAUAAUCAAAUAUCUAUUCCGAAUUCGGCAUAUGAAAUCAAAGAAAGGCAAGAACGACUUGGGCGAACCACCAUUUUAAUAGCAAUUAAUAACACACUUGUCGCUGGCAUCUUUUUAUCGGACAUCGUAAAACCCGAAGCGAAAUUAACCGUUGCCGCAUUAAAUAAAAUGGGUAUUUCGGUAGCAAUGGUCACAGGAGAUCAAGAAUUAACUGCAAAAACAAUCGCUGCACAAUGUGGAAUAACGGAAAUUUACGCCGGUGUCUCCCCAAGUGGUAAAAAACAGAUUAUUCAAACACUUCAAUAUCCCUCUGCCAUCACAAAAAGAAACAUUGUUGCAAUGGUGGGCGAUGGGAUAAAUGAUUCACCCGCUUUGGCUGCAGCAAAUAUAGGAAUUGCAAUGUGUAGUGGGACGGAUAUUGCGAUAGAAGCAGCAGAUUUAGUAUUAAUGUCUAAUGAUUUGAUGGACGUGGUCGCAGCAUUGGAUCUUUCACGAACAAUAUUUCGAAGGAUACAAUUGAAUUUCUUGUGGGCAUGUAUUUAUAAUGUAUUGGGAAUUCCAUUAGCGAUGGGAUUCUUCAUUCCAUGGGGCUUGCACUUACAUCCGAUGAUGGCUGGUGCGGCGAUGGCUUGUUCUAGUGUUAGUGUCGUGUUAUCGAGCCUAAUGUUGAAAUGGUGGCGAAAACCUCAAUGGGUUGAUGAUGGUAAGGGGGGUGCUGAAAGAAUAAAACCUAAAGGUGAAGGUAUAUUAGGUGCUAUUGAUCGAUGGGGCAAAAAACGAGUCGAACGAGGAUAUAAACGCGUCCCUGUUGGAGAUGAAGAUGUAUAA
Messenger RNA from Ambispora leptoticha, 3615 nucleotides. NCBI's taxonomy places the organism in Eukaryota, Fungi, Glomeromycota, Glomeromycetes, Archaeosporales, Ambisporaceae. The record is from the annotation of a GenBank genome assembly.